This is a messenger RNA of Polypterus senegalus (gray bichir), 1135 nucleotides long. It is a transcript of the gene cfap97d2, whose product is annotated as CFAP97 domain containing 2. The transcript has 5 exons. The record is from RefSeq and is a predicted model, not a curated record. The coding region runs from base 269 to 913 and encodes 214 amino acids. Lineage: Eukaryota; Metazoa; Chordata; Cladistia; Polypteriformes; Polypteridae.
ACUGAUCCCCCACGGGUAGGAGUAGAUUAGUCCUUGUCUUGGAUAACUGAAAUCACGACGGGUUUCCGGUAAAACGUGAUUUGCUUGUCACCCUUUUGAACAACAUCGGCUAUUUACCUUCUUGUGUUUGCCACUGUCAUAGCAACGCCCACCUGAUCAGCAGUAUGCGCUGCUCAGCUGAGCGGAUCAACAGCUGACUGAAGGAACAGUGACGCGAGGCAGCUGCAGCGUGAAACUGAGAUUUGCCAGCUACUGUCCGUGCUUGACGAUGCAUCGCGCCUAUCAACCGGUCCUUCCCAGUGGAAAUAAGUAUUUACAACAGAAAUGGGACAAAGCGUAUUACGACGAGCACAUAAAGAAGGUAAAAUCGGCAAAGCCUAUGGUUAACACAACUACUCCACAAACAUAUGGACAUCUUCACCUGAAAAUGAAAAAACUUAAGCUGCAGGAGGAACGCCUUUCUAUCAUUGAACGAGACAACAACCUGCUGCUAGAGAAGAUGUCUUACAUAAUGAGGACUUCUGGGCGUAUUGACAACAAAAAUGAAUAUCAAAGCAAAAGUUUAAACAAAGAAAAGCGACAAAGGGAACUGCUCCAAAUCACUAAGGAAAACCAGCAAAUCCUGGAGCGUAUCUCCCAGUGUUGGCCGCAGUACAGUACUGAAAAGUGGCAGGAGGACUGGGAGAAGAAUGAGAAGUACAUGGACAGCAUUGCCCGCUAUCCUCGGGGCUGGUAUGAAGAGAUGCACAAAAAGAAUAAAAUUAGAUCUUCUGUAAGAAAAGCAAAUGGUGCAGAGGUUAAAACAAGUGAUGAAGAGACUAAGCAAGAAGAAAAGCCUGACGAUUUAUCUAGAGAAGAUCAGAAUAAAAAAUCUGGAGAAAUCAACAAAGAAAACGAUGAAAAGGAACAGUGACAUUGAAAAAGCAACAUGAAGUGAUGCAGGAUUAGUGGACAGAGAGUAACCUGAAGAAGAACGCUUUACUCUUAUCAUGUAUUAUUGAUGAAUAAGAAUUAAAAAAAUGUGAAAGCACUGACUCUCUAAUGUUACUAAUUGUUUUAUGAUUUCACAAAAAAUAUUUUAUUUUUUUCUUUUUACCUGUGUCUCUCUUCUCCUUCUCUUUUUCUUUGGGGUGGG